AUGUCUGAAGCACCACGCCGCUCCACCCGGUUGAACAAGAACCAGGAAGACGACUCCAAGGGAAAGGCUAAGCCUGUCGACCAGGACAUCGAGAUGGAAGACACCGCCGCAGACGCGACUACAGAACCCGCCGAGAAGGUUCUCACACCUAAGGAGCUCGAAGCACUCGUCGUCGCAGAUAUCAAGCAGCACUUUGCUCUGUUCAUAAAGUCGGCCAAGACUCACGAGGCACGUUUCGCCGUCCGUGCCUUGCGUGCAGUCAGCUCUCUGCGCAAGCGUCUUACUUCUCACAUCCUCGCCCAGACCAUCGCCAACUGCUACGUCAAAGGCAAGUUGUUUUCUUAUGAUGAUACGCGUAAGCGUCUUCUUGGAUAUCUUGGAUCGGAGGCAGCAGCCACUAUUACUGCCGAGCAUGAGACGACUGUCACCAAGUCUGAGACUCCCGAAGUCGAUGUGUAUCUGCACUUGUUGGUUAUGAUCUAUCUUCUCGAUCAGAACCAACUGGAGAAGGGUAUGGAGCUGUCCAACAUCACCGUCAAGACUGUGCAGGAGUUGAACAGGAGAUCGUUGGAUCAGUUGGCUGCCAAGGUCUACUUUUACUAUGCCCGUUUCUACGAGCUCACUGGACGUUUGUCAGAGAUCCGCCCCACCCUCUUGAACGCCCAGCGCACGGCUACCCUCCGUCGAGAUGAUGACACCCAGUCGACCUUGAUCAACUUGCUCUUGCGCAAUUACUUCCACUACAACCUCUACGACCAGGCUGACAAGCUGGUCUCAAAAACCACGUUCCCCGAGAACGCCACCAACAACCAGUUGGCCAGAUACAUGUACUACCUUGGAAGGAUCAAAGCCAUCCAGCUUGAGUACACCGAGAGCCACCAGUCUCUCUUGCAGGCCGUGCGCAAGGCCCCUCAGAACAAUGUCACCGCAGGAUUCCAGCAGGAGGCAAACAAGUUGUUGAUUAUUGUACAGUUGUUGAUGGGAGAAAUUCCUGAGCGCUCGUUAUUCCGCCAGCCAGUUCUCCGCAAGGCGCUUGUGCCUUACUUCCAGAUCACACAGGCUGUGCGCGUGGGAGACUUGAACAAGUUCCAGGAGACGCUCGCAACUCACGCUGCCACGUUCAACGCAGACAAGAACUACACACUGAUCUUGCGUCUGCGCCACAAUGUCAUCAAGACUGGUAUCCGUAUGAUUUCGCUGUCAUACUCUCGCAUCUCGCUGCGCGACGUUUGCCUGAAGUUGCACCUGGACAGUGAGGAGGAUGCCGAGUACAUUGUUGCAAAGUCGAUCCGCGAUGGAGUUAUUGACGCCACUAUUGACCACGAGAAGGGCUUCAUGCGCUCCAAGGAGAACGUUGACAUUUACUCUACCAACGAGCCCCAGCAUGCCUUCCACCAGCGCAUCGGCUUCUGCCUCAAGCUCCAUAACGACUCCGUCAAGGCUAUGCGCUUCCCUUUGAAGGCGGUGCAGUUGGAUGCGGCAGAGGUGGAGGCUGCACGAGACCAGGAGAGGACUUUGGUUCAGGAGAUUGCAGAGGCCGACGAGGACAUGGAUGAGGACGGUGAACUGUAA
Molecule: messenger RNA, 1572 nt
Organism: Linnemannia hyalina
Lineage: Eukaryota; Fungi; Mortierellomycota; Mortierellomycetes; Mortierellales; Mortierellaceae
Source: the annotation of a GenBank genome assembly